UAAGCGUGGACUUCCGAACAAGCGGUCAUUUUGGGUCCUGCUCAGUGGGUGCUUUCGUAUUACGUGGCGGCACAACUACAUUCCUCGCUUGACUGCCAAAACUGUACAUGUGGGACGCACUAUGUCUGUGUCUGUGCAGACGGCCCCUGAGCAGAAAAGUAAUGCUCCGGAAGCAGAUUCCAAGAAAUCGAAGGCGAUACCAUCCACAGCGAAGAGACGUCUUAGGGGAACAUACACCGAGCUUUUGCUUCCUGUCUAUUUGUCUCCUCUGCUCCUAUUCGGAAAAGAAAGCGCGUGCAUAUAUUGUAUAUCUGUUACCUUGGUGUUUCUUUCCGGAGAUUUGCUUCCUUCAACUUUGGCCGCGUUCUUGCCCAUCGUGCUGCUACCAGUGACGGGGAUUAUGGAACCGAACGAAUUGGCGGCGCCGUACAUGAAUGCAACAGUGCUGUCAGUCACAUUCUUCUUCAUACUUGGAAUCAUUGGAGACGAAACGGCUGCAAUGGAAAAGGUGUGUCUGCAAGCACUUGCCAGCGUUGCUCUGAGACCGCGCGCUGUACUACUCUACCUGCAGCUUAGUGCGCUGGUAUUGGCAGCGGUUGCCCCGUCGGACGUCGUCGCUAUCUUCACGACAGUGGUCGUGGAACGUCUGACCGCUCUCAUCGAGGAAGAAUUCGGCGACGAUCGCGCCUUGUCUCGUCCGAGAACAAGUCGUUCUUCAGAUACGAUAUCUGACGAAGGGUGGCUAAGACGCCAGAGGGCGUCGAGAUUCAACUCCAGCACAUCUCCGCUCGCGGACGUAGCAAUACCAGACGCAACAGUUGAUCACAGCCAUGAUCACAGCGAACUAUCAUGCACCAUCUCUCUGGUACGGCAGUACAAGAUGCAUCCGGAUGCCCACAACGAUGAAACUACGAUUGAUAAGCCGAAGUCUCCACGCAAAACAUCGUUCGAUCCCUUCGAGCGCGGCUCUGAAUCCGGGGUAUGGACUCCGUCGCUUCCAGCUCGCCGCAUUCACUCCCACGGUAUAGAAACGGACACGAAACCAGUACCCAUUCUGAAGUCUCCGCAGCUGUCGCCAAAACCAGCAACGUCAGACACAGCAUCGGUUUGCCUGCCAGACGGCACGAUGUCCCCGACAUCGUUUGGGCUUGUCAGUCCACCACGCUCGGCAUCCAUCUCACCUUCAGUGCACAUAUCAUCAAUCGACGAACCAUGCGCAACGGGCAAGACAUACGGCACUUCAUUGGUCCUACGAUCCCAGAGCUACCGUCGGAGCCUAACUCUGUCGCGGGGAUCACGAAUGACACUUAUCACGCCGCACCGUCGACAAGGGUCGGCUGGUAACCUAGACAGACCGCAAGCCGCGCUCUCCGCCGCCACGUCCCUCAGAGGCGCGCACCACACGGAAGAGUCAGUAGGCAGUAUCGACUCGAGAACCAUGGCCGAAACGUCGGACACUUUGCAAGGGAGUCAGCCGCAGAACAACAGACGGUUUCUGCACUUGAAUAUACGCCGGGGAUACAAGCUGCUACGUCUCAUACAACACGAGCAAGAACGUAUCCUUGGUGACAGGCCUGACAAAAAUGAAAGGUCUCAAAUGACCGACGACGACGUUCGCCACCAUUCGAAGCAGACCACGAACCAUCGAAAACAUCGCGGGUACGCGCUUCUGGCAAGAAAGAUCUUUAUGGCUUCACGUACACCAGUGCGAUCGCUGCUAUCUGGGGGUAAGGCACACGAUGACUGCAGGUGCAUCUCUAAAGGGAUCACUGAACACCAGCCAGCGUCCACAAAAGGACAGAAAGUAAUCGCUCUGUCUCGAAGCGUAAGACCAGCAUUCAUCAUGGGCGCUGCGUUCGCAACGGUUUGUGGGAGUUUGGCAAACUUUUCGGAUGUCCCCUCCAGGAACGCUGUUCUCAACAAUUUGAUGGAAUCAAAACCCGCGGUAAAUGUAACCGCAAUGUCUUGGAUAGCUGUGGCAAUACCUGUUGUGAUUGGUGGAUUCCUCCCAUGCUGGGCCUACGUGUACUGGCACCAUCUUCAACCAUACAAUCAAGUUCUCGAUGAGUGCGUACAACAGCAGAUAUCCAAGUGCGCAAAGGUUCGACUACGGGACUGCGUCAACCGCAGGUUGGAAGAAAUAGUCAUCAUGUACUGGAUGCUAUGGUUUCCGUUCUCGUACACAGUCUACGCCGUUCGGAGCACACACUUACAAUACGUGGAAUGGAUGCUGCUACUGCUGACCGUGUUGGCGAUGAGCAUCAUCCCGAAGAACAACUGGAAGUUCGUCAGCAGGUAUCGCGUGCUUUCAUGGGAGGUCGUCAAGUUAAGGCUGCCGUGGAAUGUAAUCUUCUCCCUUGGCUCUGCGUCUUUGCUCGCCCACUUGGCAGAGAAAUACAAGUUGGUGCAAAAACUCUUCAACAAGAUCAGUAAGACCAUCUGGCUCCACAAAAGCCCCUACCUUGGUCAGGCCUUAUUGACGACCAUAGCUGCUUGUUUGGCCGAAGUGAUCAGCAGUAACAGUCUGGCUGAACUACUCGUCCCAUCAGCGAUUGAAGCAGCCACAUUGUCGCAAGUCCACCCCGUUGUCUACGUUGUGCCUGUAGGGCUGGCAUCGUGCACCAACGUCCUUAUGCCCGUGACACUGCCCCUCUUGAUUCUGCGGGAAUACAUACACCUGCCAUGGAUACACGUGCUCUGCUAUGGGUUGCUGCUGAAGCUGAUCAUAAUCUCACUCAUAGUCAUAUCAAUGGACACGAUAGGAAUGCUCGUCUUUCACGUUGACAUGACGCAGAAGAAAUCCGAGGACCAUUACCUCAAUAUCACGCUUGUAUGACGCUGAUGAACGUUGUGGAGCCACGAAUUACCUAAGCGAUUGACGGUUCUUUUGUGGUCUGCAAUGGAAACGCAGGAAGUCUUUGAAUAUUGUCGGCAGCUAAACAUGCUCGUUAGUAUGUACAUGUGGGCAGCCAUCGCGUCUUGUCCCAUCCUAUACAGUUGACAAUACAAUCCAGACUACCCGU
Messenger RNA from Ornithodoros turicata, 3023 nucleotides. RefSeq lists its product as uncharacterized. The coding region runs from base 122 to 2836 and encodes 904 amino acids. The record is from RefSeq and is a predicted model, not a curated record. The transcript has 15 exons. Gene Ontology annotation, biological process: citrate transport; transmembrane transport. Gene Ontology annotation, cellular component: membrane. Gene Ontology annotation, molecular function: succinate transmembrane transporter activity; citrate transmembrane transporter activity. Lineage: Eukaryota; Metazoa; Arthropoda; Arachnida; Ixodida; Argasidae.